Varanus komodoensis (Komodo dragon) is the source of this 1632-nucleotide messenger RNA. It is a transcript of the gene B3GALT6, whose product is annotated as beta-1,3-galactosyltransferase 6. The record is from RefSeq and is a predicted model, not a curated record. The annotation marks the transcript as partial. Gene Ontology annotation, cellular component: membrane. The transcript has a single exon. Gene Ontology annotation, molecular function: UDP-galactosyltransferase activity. Gene Ontology annotation, biological process: glycosaminoglycan biosynthetic process. Lineage: Eukaryota; Metazoa; Chordata; Lepidosauria; Squamata; Varanidae.
GUGGUGGGCAGCGGCGGGCUGGGCCCGGCCGAGCUGGGCGCGCUGGAGCGCGAGCAGCGGCGCCACGGCGACCUGCUGCUGCUGCCCGAGCUGCGCGACGCCUACGAGACGCUGGCGGCCAAGGUGCUGGGCGCGCUGGCCUGGCUGGACGCGCACGUGGCCUUCCGCUUCGUGCUCAAGGCCGACGACGACUCGUUCGUGCGCCUCGACGCGCUGCUGGCCGAGCUGCGCCGCCGCGAGCCGCGCCGCCUCUACUGGGGCUUCUUCUCGGGCCGCGGGCGCGUCAAGGCCGGCGGGCGCUGGCGGGAGCGCGCCUGGCUGCUCUGCGACUACUACCUGCCCUACGCGCUGGGCGGCGGCUACGUGCUCUCGGCCGACCUGGUGCGCUACCUGCGCCUCAGCCGCGACUUCCUGCGCACCUGGCACAGCGAGGACGUCUCGCUGGGCGCCUGGCUGGCGCCCGUGGACGUGACGCGCGUGCACGACCCGCGCUUCGACACCGAGUACCGCUCGCGCGGCUGCAGCAACGAGUACCUGGUGACGCACAAGCAGAGCGUGCAGGACAUGCUGGACAAGCACCAGACGCUGGCCCGCGAGGGGAAGCUCUGCAAGGAGGAGGUCCGGCUGCGGCUCUCCUACAUCUACGACUGGAGCGUGCCCCCCUCGCAGUGCUGCCAGCGCAGGGACGGCAUCCCCUGAGGGCGCCGGCGGCGGAGGAGGAGGCGGCGGAGGCCCCGGCACGGCCCAGGCACCCGCAGGAGAGGGGCCCACGGCCCGGCGGGGAAGCGUCCCCCGCCGCCAAAGUGCCCACGCUUCCACGCGAUUUCCGCAGCGCGGCAGGCCGUACUACGCCCCCCGGCGCGUCAGAGUCGCGGACUUCUGUCUCAACGGCUGCAGAAGAGCGAGCAAAGCCCCCGGAACCAAAAUAAGGCUGCAUCUCAAGGGCAGGAACUGGGAAAGGGAACAGUCCCGCCACAUAAGACGACGGCCGGUUUAAGAGACCCAAAUCUUCGAAGUGCUUGAGUACCUGGAGCAAAGUGAUGGCAUAAUGCUUGGUGCUGAUCUCAUAGACUGUUGUGGGGGGAGUGUCUGAUUCCGCCCCUUUUUUCCCCGAAAGGAUAAAGGGACUGUUUGCCAAUGUUAUUGGGAAAUUAAAAAGUAAAUGAACGGAACAGAACAGCAGUGGAACAGAUAUUCACGUAUCCCACGAUGCUAGGACUAAGCUGAGGGAGCCAUUUCUGUCCAGAAUGUAUUGGAGAGAGGAGCUAUUCUGACCUUUAAACAUUUAUUAAGCUGGGGUACCUCUUGUCACAGGGGUGAAAUCUUUACUGCCUUGCUCAUUACAUUGCACAUUCCCUGAAUCAUCUGCCAGUUACAGAGAAGGGAGAAGUUUGAGUCUGUAGAAAGUACAUUUCAGUCGGAUUACUUACCUGGAAAGGAUGGCUUUAGUAACCUCAGACACUCGAAAAGACCUGCUGGGCAUCAGCAAGUUGGGGGGUUCCUGAAUUGCUUCCCAAGGCUGUAUUUGAAAACAUGGAUUAUUGGACAGCUUUGAUGACCUUAGCCUGGACAGCCAUUGAUCCAAAUGUACUGUGAUUUGUUUCUGAAAUUAUUAAUUAUUAUUCCCUUCAA